UUACAGAUCCACUUAGAACCAAAAGGGCCCUGGAAAAUAGAAUGGCUCAAUAAAAAUAGUUGGAGCUGCACACAAUUGCAGAGUUGAAAGAGGUCCCAGAGUGAGUACACUUUGCCCAAACCUUGUCAGUCAGGUAAACCCUCCUAUGGCUUCUACACACACCUUGAAGGCUCUCCAGAAAUGAUCAAGAUAUAGCACCAUUGUCUUGCACCAUUUCCCUGCCUGUAGGAAUAUUCCCUCAGAUGAAGAUUUACCAAAAUUCAAUUGGCCCCUAAACCCUAUAGAGUAUAACAUGGAAAAAGCCAAACCUUCACACAUUGCCAGAUACUAUUGUCAUAUCACUCAUCAACUUGCGAAUCAUUCUCAAGGUAGUGAAUUAUGUAAGUUAGAAAUGCUUUAGGCUAUAAUGAACAAAAUGCUUUAUGAGUGCCUUAGACAAUAGCGGCACUUGUUAUUUCACUUAACAAGGAGCCUGGAGGUAGGCAGUUUCAGGGAUGGGGCAGUAGCUCACAGUGUCAAUUAGGAACUAAAUUUUUCCCAUUUUUCCUCUUUGCUGUCCUCAGUGUGACAGUGAUAUUUCUCCUCAUGGUCAUGGGAUGGUUGCCAUGGCACCAACCAUUAUGCAUGCCUCCAUAAUAAUUUCUAAGAGCAGGAAGGGAGGGGAACAUGGACCAGCUCUCACUUUUUGUCAUUAGGUCAUUUGUCCCAAUAGAAUUCUCCUUAUGUCUCAUUGGUCAAAUAUGGGGGUCACAUGCCCAUCCUUAGACCAAUCAUUGACAAAGGGCAGUGGGGUUACCAUGACUAGUGGGAACCAAUCAUGUCAUGCUCCGGAGCUGGGCACACUGAGAGAGACACAAUCAGAAUUGUGUUAGGAAGAAAGAGGUCGGGGUUACAGUCAUGCUAGCUGCCGGAACACAUACAUCUGCCCGCUUCACUGGCUUAAUCCAAGUUAAUGUCUCAUUUAUGUCACAGCCCAAUGAGGAUGUUCAUGGUUGGCAGGGCAUUGCAGAGAGAGAGAGGCACGCGCGUGGCUGUGACCCUCCUGGGGACAGUGUCUGAGCAGAAGGGAAGCGCGAUUCCUUCAAGAUGCCGAUGCACCAGUCGAGGAAGCACCGGAGAAAAUCCUCUGCUCCCCAGGAACUUCCGGAGAGGGUCAGGGAGCAGCAGGCCGAGGCAGAGCUCCGCAAGCUGAGGCAGCAGUUCCGGAAGAUGGUGGAGAGCCGCAAGUCCUUCAACUUCCGCAGCCAGCAGAUGAUCAUGAGCCAGUACAAGGAAAUCAAGACGCUGAAGGCAGAGCAGGAUGAGAUCAGCCUGCUUUUGAGUCUCACGAAGUCCUCAAAGAACACAGAUCUGAACCAGAAAAACUACAUGGAGCUGCGCUUCCUGCUGCAAACCAAGGAGGACUACGAGGCCUUGAUUAAGUCCAUGAAAAUGCUGUUGGCAGAGCUGGAUGAGAAGAUCAUUCAGAUGGAAAAAAAAAUCGCAAACCAAAAACAGAUCUUCUUAAAAAUGCAGGAGGCCAACAACCCCCAGAAACUUCAGAAGCAGAUCCAUGUUUUGGAAACCCGUUUGAAUCUCGUCACUGUCCAAUUUGACAAGAUGCUGACCACCAACGCCAAGCUCCGGAAGGAGAUUGAGGACCUACGCUUUGAGAAGGCUGCUUACGACAACGUCUACCAGCAGCUGCACCGGCGCAUGUCCAUGCAGAAGAAAACGAUGCAAGCGGCUAUCGAGCAAUCUACCCAGGCCUACGAGCAGAGACUGGAGGCCAUGGCUCGAAUGGCUGCCAUGAAGGACCGCCAGCAGAAGGACAUCUCACAGUACAACCUGGAGAUCCGAGAGCUGGAACGUCUCUACGCCCAUGAGACCAAGCUCAAAUCCUUCCUGCUCUGCAAGCUGAAUGACCGCACUGAAUUCGAGGAGCAGUCCAAAAAGGAAGAAGCUCUCAAGGCAAAGAAGCGCGGCAAGAAGAGCAAGGGAGAGAGUUUUGAGAGCUACGAGGUGGCCCACCUCCGGCUGAUGAAGCUGGUUGAGAGCGGGAACCUGAACCAGCUCAUUGAGGAAUUUCUGGCCAAGGAGGAGAAGAACUUUGCUCGGUUCACAUACGUCACGGAGCUCAACAAUGACAUGGAGAUGAUGCAUAAGAAGACCCAGAGUAUCCAGAACGAGAUCAUUGGCCUGCGAUCGCGACAGCAGUCGUCCCACGAUGGCGGCCGCUCUGCCCUGAGACAGCUGGAGGAGAAACUAAAGAAGACCACGGAAGAGGCAGACCAGCACGAGACCAAAUGCCAGGAGAUCAACAAGACCCUGGAGCAACUCAAGAACUUAGUGGAGCAUCUGUUUAAGAAGAUAAACUGUGACGCCACCAAGAUCCUGGUGCAGUUAGGGGAGACGGGGAAAAUCACUGACAUCAACCUUCCUCAGUAUUUUGCCAUCAUUGAAAAGAAGACCAACGACCUGCUGGUGUUAGAGUCCUACAGGCGGAUCCUAGACACGGACAGGCCUGAGACCAAUAUCAUGACGCCCUUCGUCAACCCCUUCUGGGGCGGCUCUGCCCUCCUCAAGCCCCCAGAAUCCAUCAAGGUCAUCCCGCCCAUUCUUGGGGCCGACCCUUUCAGUGACAGGUUGGAUGAUGUUGAUUAUCCGCUGGACCACAGCAGCCUCCGGCAGCUCGUGCUGGAAAAUCUGCUCCUGAGAGAGGCCCGGAAUAAGGACAUGCGCUUGGAAAGUGUGCCGGAGAAGGCGGACGACAGCAGGACCAGGAAGAGGCUGACGAUGUGAGGUGACAGGCCGCAUUUGUACCAUAACCGGAAAGAAUAAAUGUUUUGUUCGCAAGCA
Molecule: messenger RNA, 2838 nt
Organism: Microcebus murinus (gray mouse lemur)
Lineage: Eukaryota; Metazoa; Chordata; Mammalia; Primates; Cheirogaleidae
Source: RefSeq, a predicted model, not a curated record